UAUCUCAUUUUCCAGAUAAUCUAGGUUUAUUUCGGAUUCUAAAUAUACCAAAGGACGAUAUAACAAGUGUUUUAAUUGGACGGCAAUUUUUCGACGUUUUACUUUCGUUUUGAAACCGACAACACUGUUUAUGAUUGUACGAUAGAAAAGAUCACAACUCUGAUGAUGAUUUCCAACCCAACCUGACCUAUGAGGAACGCAUUGAAUCAGCCAUUGCAGAUAUUGGUUUACUCAGAAAUUACUCAAGACCAGCAAAGAGGUCAAGGACAGCAAAACAGAAACCAGGUCCAAAAGCAAGAGUAGUCCGGUUAAGAUUUUAUCUGCUUCCAGAUGGCAGUGACCUUCCCAAGUUCACAAAACCAGACCCGCUUAUUGAGAGGCAUCAAAAUUUAGGAUAUGGAUUUCCAGUGAUGUACUACAACAAUUUCAAGGGCAAAAACCAUCCUGUGGCACUCCACCUUAGUGAAGAUGAGUUUAGAGAAAUAUUGCAAAGACUUUUCCCAAAGCUCAUGAACAAGACGUUCAACCUGUACACACAGAAUCAAAGAAGGAAGUUGACUGAGGCACCAUUUCAUCCUCAACACUUCAAGGACCUGAAGUACCAAGGAGUUGUAAUAAUAAAAAUCCAAGAUGCUACAGGAAAUUUAGUGAAUCCUUCAAACAGCUUAACAGUUCCUACUUCAACUGCAGCACUUGCAACAUCAACCCAACCUUCAACUUUUAGACCAGUUCCCAUAUCAACUCCAGCCAGGCCAGUACCUGUAUCUACGCCAGCCAGGCCAGUACCUGUAUCUACGCCAGCCAGGCCAGAACCUGUAUCUACGCCAGCCAGGCCAGAACCUGUAUCUACGCCAGCCAGGCCAGUACCUGUAUCUACGCCAGCCAGGCCAGUACUAGCACCUUCUCCUACUACUACAAACAGAGAGCAGAAUAAAAAGGGAAAAAAACAAUUUUCCUCUUUUUUCACUCUAAUUUCUGACAAGUGCAAUUAG
Mytilus trossulus (common blue mussel) is the source of this 992-nucleotide messenger RNA. RefSeq lists its product as uncharacterized. Bases 411 to 992 code for a protein of 193 amino acids. Lineage: Eukaryota; Metazoa; Mollusca; Bivalvia; Mytilida; Mytilidae. The transcript is spliced from 5 exons. The record is from RefSeq and is a predicted model, not a curated record.